CGUGCAAUGCGCUGGGGGGAAGAAGUGGAGCUGCUGCAAGAAGAAAUGCGGCGUAUAUUAGCAUUUCUGAGGUGGGAAGCAGGGUGCUGGGAGAGAAGGAGAGAGGACGCUGUACCAGCCAAUGCAGAACAUGAAGAUGGCUGUGUGGCGUAUGCAAAACGUCAGGCUGACUUACGCCGAAAUCUCGCGUCGUCGUUUGAAGCACGUUGGGCAGAGACACUGGCCCUUGUAGAAGUAGAUUGA
Messenger RNA from Suillus bovinus, 243 nucleotides. RefSeq lists its product as uncharacterized. The transcript has a single exon. The annotation marks the transcript as partial. Lineage: Eukaryota; Fungi; Basidiomycota; Agaricomycetes; Boletales; Suillaceae. The record is from RefSeq and is a predicted model, not a curated record.